CAUUCUUUUUAUUUAUUUGCAAAAAAGCUGCGCGCAGUCGAAACAUUCACGCUCGUGAACGUCCGGCGAAAGUUGCGUUAGCGGCGUUCCAAAUCAUUGAGCAAAAGGGAUACUCUCUCAAACAUCGCUCUCGCGCAUCUCAAAGAAAGCAACAACCAGAAGACGCCUGGAGCUUCAUCAACGAUCGCAGAGGCUGAAUCCAAGCACUUGCUCGACUGGUUCGACAACAACCACCAGACAGCAUUUUCAGUUAUAACUCGGACACAUUUUAUUUUUUCUUUCCGCUCUGUGAGUGCCGGCAAGUGAUCACCACCCUGUAGCGAAAGAUCGGGGUGAAGAUGGGCAAGUGCUAUUCCUGUUUCCGCGCCCAGUUUACGCCCCAUGCCCAGGGUGGGAAGACCCAGGGGCUGCCCCUCACACCCAGAAAGCCCAGCAAGCCUGAGGUCCCAGGACUUCCUCGGCCUCCAAGCGUCGAUAGUGAGAUAUCUCCUGACAAAGCAAGCGAAGAUGCAGUGCUGAUUGUCCAAAGCAUCGAUUUUCAAAUAGAUGAAAAUGUUAGUUCCCAUUUCACUGGCGAUUAUGACAUCGUUCAGUCCGAAAACAACGCCCUGGUUCUUCGCAGAGGGUUUCCUUUCAAGCUGGGAGUCACUUUCAACCGUGCCUUCGACAAAGAAAAAGAUGUGGUUUGUCUCGUCUUCACUGCCAAAGAUGCUUCCACACCAUCUUAUUCUCAAGGCACCAUGAUUUUCUGCCCUGUUGUUCCAUGUGAUAAUUCAGUGCUGCCAUCUGAUGGAUGGCAAUGCAAGCUUCUGUCUGGCGCAGAAGAGAGCUCUGUUGUGCUGGAGGUGACAACCACACCUAACUGUAUCGUAGGUGAAUGGAUCUUAGAAAUUGACACCAAAGUUAAAAAAGAAAGAGAAGAACAAGCUAAAAGCCUGAGGUACACAUCAAAGAAACCCAUUUUCCUUCUUUUCAAUCCUUGGUGUAAACAGGAUACAGUGUACAUGAGUGAUAGUGAACAUAGGAAGGAAUAUGUUUUGAAUGAAUCAGGUUUAAUUUGGAGAGGAACCAAUAACAGACAUCGUCCUUGUGUGUGGAAUUAUGGACAGUUUGAAGAAAACGUCUUGCAGUGUUCCUGUUACCUUCUUGGGCACAUUGCAAAACUUUCCAUCGUAGCUAGAGCAGAUCCGGUGAAGGUUGUUCGGCAUAUUUCAGCUGUGGUUAAUUCUCCAGACGACAACGGUGUAUUAGUUGGCAACUGGUCAGGUGAUUAUGGUGGUGGACAGGCACCCACCCAGUGGAGUGGAAGUGUUGCCAUUCUCCAGCAGUACUAUAAAACUAAAAAACCUGUGAAAUACGGCCAAUGCUGGGUGUUUUCUGGCGUUGUAACUACAGUAUGUCGAGCCUUGGGUAUUCCUGCACGUUCUGUGACCAAUUUUGCAUCUGCUCAUGAUACUCAUAAUAGUCUUACCAUUGAUUAUUUCUAUGACGAGGAUGGAGAACCGAUAGAGAAUCUUAAUAUAGACUCUGUGUGGAAUUUCCAUGUGUGGAACGAAGUUUGGAUGGAAAGGCCAGAUCUGGAGCCUGGUGGUUACUCUGGAUGGCAAGCUAUUGAUGCUACACCCCAAGAAGAAUCUGAUGGUCAGUAUCGUUGCGGGCCUUGCAGUGUGGCUGCCAUUAAACGUGGUGAGAUCCAGAAAGCUUACGACGCUCCUUUCCUUUUUGCCGAAGUAAAUGCUGACAAAGUGUAUUGGAGAUUCCACGGCAAGAAUCAGCCACUGAAGCUCAUAAAAAGACAGACAGAAACAAUUGGCCAGUAUAUAAGUACCAAAGCUAUCGGAUCUUAUGACAGAGAAGAUAUUACUAAUGAAUACAAGUACAGCGAACAGAGUGCCGAAGAGAGAGAAGUUAUGCUGCGUGCCUUGCGACAGUGUGGCAAUGUGUUCUCUCGCUAUUACUUAAACGAUGAAUUUGAAGAUGUACAAUUUGAUUUGCAACUCCUGGACGACAUAGUUAUCGGAUCCCCCUUCAGUGUUAAACUGAUGAUAAAGAACAAAGGUUUAGAGAAGAAAACUUAUACAGUUAAAGGUGUUCUUGCUGUGCACACUACAUUUUACACUGGGCAACUUAAAAACGCUGUUAAAAAGGAAAAAUUUGAAAUUAAGAUUGCAGACGAAACAGAAAAGGAAGUAACGAUGAAAGUGUCGUAUGAUGAAUAUGAGAAACAAAUAGUUGAUCAGGCCGCUUUUAACAUGAUUGCCAUGGCUCAGGUUGAAGAAACUGGAUUCGAUUAUUUUGCACAAGAUGACUUCAGAGUCAGGAAACCGGACGUUAAAAUAGAGGUCGAAGGCGAUCCAGUGCAAGGACAAGAAGUUAAAGUAAUCGCAAAACUUAAAAAUCCUCUUCCAAAACCUUUGAAAAAAGGUUACUUUACCAUUGAAGGGCCUGGUUUAUGUCAGCCUCUCAAAUUACGUCUGAAAGGGGAUGUCGCUCCAGAUUCUACUGCUGAAGGUACUUGCAAAAUUUGCCCAAAGACUUCUGGAGAGAAGAACAUUGCAGCCAAAUUUUGGUCGAGAGAACUAGAUGAUGUGGAUGGCUAUCUCGUGAUACACGUGAAACCGAAACCAGAGGAUGAGAUCGUGAAACCAGCUGACAAUGACUUAACCAAUUGAAAUUUAUUUAGUAAGGAUUGAAUCCAUCACUUGUGGAAUCCUUGACAGAAGAAGUACACUGCGUUAAGUGGUUCUGUGAAUCUCAUUGCUUCUAUGAUUAAUAAACACUGCCUUGCAUACCUUGAUUCUAGCUAAUGCAAGCAAAAAGUGAAUAAACGUGAUGUCUACUUUAAAGUGCCUUGUAAUUUUUUUUGAAAAGGAGUAAAUGAGUUAUUGAACUUCUGACACCAGACUGGAGGUUAAGAUAUGGAUUUUUAUACUUCUUCUUCCACGUGUUUAACUGCAACUGUCUACAGUUUUUCAAGUGUUCUUUAACUGCAUGUAUUUGAAGAUUCUUGUGUCCCAUUAACUGUAUUCUUACGGAUGAAAAAUUGAAAAGUGCCUUUAAAGUGUGUGUUUUAUAUAUAUACCAAUAUUUUAAACUGGUGUAAAUAAUGUUUUGCUUUUUUUAUCUCUAAUGCCAUAUUUUUUAAAUUUUUUUAUGAAUUUUUUUUAUUAUACUUUUGAAAUACAUACAAAAGAUUGAAAUACAGAAAAUAUUAUUAUCUGAUAUUAGAUUCCUGUCGCUGAUCAACGAAUGUAAAUUCUCAUCCAAACUGCAUUGAAAUAAUAAUUGAAAUGACUAAGACUAUUUAAUAGCCUUAUAUUUAAUCAGUGAUAGUUUUUGAACUGAUAUUACUUUAUAUUCCGGUAUUUUUCUGUAGUAUUGCUGUAGGCAUAUUCAUUCUCUAUCAUAUUAUACUGGUGAAAAUAAAUCAAUCUAUGAAUCAUUAAUUAUCCUGUUCCGCUUAGCAUAAAGCACUAUGAGAAACUGAUACUGAAACCGAUUCUAUAUUUAUAUUUGUAAGUAACAGCCUGAAUUUUUAUUAAAGUGUGUAUGUUAAGAAUAAAUUUCAAAAAACUUAAGCAAUAAUGAUUUCAAAUACAAUAGGUUGUAUACUUGGUAUCGUCUAAUAAAAGAAGACUGCAUUAUCCGAUACUUAGUUAAUUUAAUCUAUGUAUAUGAGCUUUGACUUGAUUGUUUUCGUAUUCGAAGUUUAAAUGUGUACGUAUAUAUAUUUGCAUACUUUGUUUUGGAGUCAAAGCAUUUUGGUGCUUCUAUUCCUCUUUUGUAUAAUUAUUCUGUUCAAUGUUUAAUGUUUAAAUUAUCUGAAAUUAAAGCGUCUGAAAUGUUGUUAUCUGGUUUUGAAUUAAUUUUACAUUCAUAUUUUAGUAUAGUAUACGAUUUACCGCUUUUAGUGAACUAUUUAUUUCAUAGAUGGCGCCACUAAAAUGCUAUUUUCAAAUAUGAAAAUAAAUGCGAAUAAAAUGAAAAUUAUACCAUUAAUUGAUUUAAUAGCCGAUUAAAUUUUUAAUUCCAUUAAAUUUUAAUUUCUUCCAAUUUUUACAAAGCUAAAGUGGUCCUUAAAAAAAGCAUUACAUCGUCCGACAUUACGAAUGUCGUGCAACGUAGCCAAAAAAUAAGCUUCACUUUUUUUUAACCGAUCUCCAACUAUGCUUCUGAGAGUUUUUGGAAUGUGGAAUUAUUUGUGUAGUGAUACUCCUCAGGUUAUGUAGAAUCUGGUUCUCAACCUUUUUUGUCCCAUGCACCCCUUUCACCAUUGCUUGAAGCUCCUUCCGAAAACUAUCUCUGUCUCACUCUCUCUCUCUAUCUAUAUAUAAUUACAAAAUAAUUCUCUUCAAAACAAAACACAAACAUGCCUAGUCAUUUUCGUGCAUUAAGUUGCAGAACAAUUAUCAUUAAAGACAUAAAUUAAGAAAUUUAGAACUAAAAUUUCACAAAGACUAGAAAUUGAAAUUCAUAAUUAAUAAAUUUGAAAUAAACAUAUAAAUACAACAAUUAAUUUAAAAUGUUAAAACCAAAAUAUUUCAAACAAGCUAAAACCCCUUUUCAAAAACCAUGAAAUUUUUUACCAUGAAAGUAAAUUAAGCAAAAACAGAAGAGAAAUUCAAUCAAUCUCAGUGUCACUUCAUCGGGGGGGGGGGGGAAGGGGAAGAGCUU
Molecule: messenger RNA, 4674 nt
Organism: Stegodyphus dumicola
Lineage: Eukaryota; Metazoa; Arthropoda; Arachnida; Araneae; Eresidae
Product: annulin-like
Biological process (GO): peptide cross-linking
Molecular function (GO): protein-glutamine gamma-glutamyltransferase activity
Source: RefSeq, a predicted model, not a curated record